CCCUGGGUCUUCCUAGCCCAAAGACUCUCAAGUCCAUAUGGCUGGAAUCCCCCCUCCUGAGACCUUUAACCCUGCAUCCUCCUCACCAGAAGACCCCCAAAUGCACAGCCACACUUUUGUCUCACCCUAAUAAAACCCAGACCUUAGGAUUCCUCUCCCCUGGAAACCCCAAAUCCACAACUUUGGGGUGCAUUCUCAGUCUCAGAUCCCAAAUCCAAAGCCCAAGUGCUCCCCUAUGCAAAUAUUCCAAACUCCUCAGUUCUACAGUUUAUCUGUUGCCCCUCCUAAAUCCACAGCCCUGGGGCACUCCUUCUGAAGUACCACAGACUUAGUCUGGAGGCUCCCUCUCUGUUCAGCUUACCCAGGGUCCCCCUCCUCCUCCCUUGCUGACUGUGUCCCAAGCUGGGCAGGAUUCAUGGUGGGGGGUGUAGUGGCAAGGUGAAAUGAGGUGAUUAUGUAAUCAGCCAAAGUCCACCCCUCUUUUUCGGGCAGUAUAAAGACAAACCACCUCAGCCGUCACCAUCUGUAAUCCCACUGCCACCAUGCUGGCCUCGGGGCUGCUUCUGGUGGCCUUGCUGGCCUGCCUGACUGUGAUGGUCUUGAUGUCUGUCUGGCAGCAGAGGAAGAGCAGAGGGAAGCUGCCUCCGGGACCCACCCCAUUGCCCUUCAUUGGAAACUACCUGCAGCUGAACACAGAGCAGAUGUACAACUCCCUCAUGAAGAUCAGUGAGCGCUAUGGCCCCGUGUUCACCAUUCACCUGGGGCCCCGGCGGGUCGUGGUGCUGUGGGGACAUGAUGCCGUCAGGGAGGCUCUGGUGGACCAGGCUGAGGAGUUCAGCGGGCGAGGCGAGCAGGCCACCUUCAACUGGGUCUUCAAAGGCUAUGGCGUGGCGUUCAGCAACGGGGAGCGCGCCAAGCAGCUUCGGCGCUUCUCCAUCGCCACCUUGCGGGACUUCGGGGUGGGCAAGCGCGGCAUCGAGGAGCGCAUCCAGGAGGAGGCGGGCUUCCUCAUCGAGGCCCUCCGGGACACGUGCGGCGCCAAUAUUGAUCCCACCUUCUUCCUGAGCCGCACCGUCUCUAAUGUCAUCAGCUCCAUUGUCUUUGGGGACCGCUUUGACUAUGAGGACAAAGAGUUCCUGUCACUGCUGCGCAUGAUGCUGGGAAGCUUCCAGUUCGCCUCAACCUCCACGGGGCAGCUCUAUGAGAUGUUCUCCUCGCUGAUGAAACACCUGCCAGGACCACAGCAACAGGCCUUUAAGGAGCUGCAAGGGCUGAAGGACUUCAUAGCCAAGAAGGUGGAGCACAACAGGCGCACACUGGAUCCCAAUUCCCCACGGGACUUCAUCGACUCCUUUCUCAUCCGCAUGCAGGAGGAGGAGAAGAACCCCAACACAGAGUUCUACAUGAAGAACCUGAUGAUGACUGCGCUGAGCCUCUUCAUUGCGGGCACCGAGACCAUCAGCACCACCCUGCGCUACGGCUUCCUGCUGCUCAUGAAGCACCCAGAGGUGGAGGCCAAGGUCCAUGAAGAGAUUGACAGAGUGAUCGGCAAGAACCAGCAGCCCAAGUUUGAGGACCGGGUCAGGAUGCCCUACAUGGAGGCAGUGAUCCAUGAGAUCCAAAGAUUUGGAGACGUGAUCCCCAUGAGUUUGGCCCGCAGGGUCAUAAAGGACACCAAGUUUCGGGAUUUUUUCCUCCCUAAGGGCACUGAAGUGUUUCCUAUGCUGGGCUCUGUGCUGAAAGACCCCAGGUUCUUCUCCAACCCCCAGGACUUCAAUCCCCAGCACUUCCUGGAUGAGAAGGGGCAGUUUAAGAAGAGUGAUGCUUUUUUGCCCUUUUCCAUCGGAAAGCGGAACUGUUUCGGAGAAGGCCUGGCCAGAAUGGAGCUCUUUCUCUUCUUCACCACCAUCAUGCAGAACUUCCGCUUCAAGUCCCCCCAGUCGCCCAAGGACAUCGACGUGUCCCCCAAACACGUGGGCUUUGCCACGAUCCCGCGAACCUACACCAUGAGCUUCCUGCCCCGCUGAGUGAGGGCUGCGCUGGUGCAGGUCUGGUGGGCGGGGCCACGGAAAGGGCGGGGGCCAGGGGCGGGGCUCGUGGGAGGGGCGGGGCUAAGAAUGGGGACCGGAUAGGGGAAAGGAAGCUGCGAGGUGGUUAGAGGGAAGAGAAGAAACAGAAGGGGCUUAGUUGACCUUGAUGAGGGGCUUCCGAGCUGGGAGGAGAGGACGGGAAACCUUAGAUUAUGCUAUGAAGAGUAGUAAUAAUAGCAGCUCUUAUUUCCCGAACAA
This is a messenger RNA of Piliocolobus tephrosceles (Ugandan red Colobus), 2288 nucleotides long. RefSeq names its product cytochrome P450 2A13. Lineage: Eukaryota; Metazoa; Chordata; Mammalia; Primates; Cercopithecidae. The transcript is spliced from 9 exons. Gene Ontology annotation, molecular function: heme binding; iron ion binding; arachidonate epoxygenase activity. The record is from RefSeq and is a predicted model, not a curated record. Gene Ontology annotation, cellular component: cytoplasm; intracellular membrane-bounded organelle. Gene Ontology annotation, biological process: epoxygenase P450 pathway; xenobiotic metabolic process; coumarin metabolic process. Bases 543 to 2027 code for a protein of 494 amino acids.